UCGGAAUACGAGUACCUCUGCUGUUUGGGCUGUGCGCGACGGAAGAAACAGGUUUUUUGUGCAUGCACUCUUCUUCCUUUUCUCACGCGCGUUUUGCUUGUCGAAAUUCCGAAGAAACUGAAUUCAGCCGCAGACGAAGAAGUGGACCUGCGUGCGUUGUUUUGUGACACAGUCCUGUGCUGUUUCUCCGUCUUCUCCUCUUUUCCUUCUUUAUCGGCGAUUCUCCUCAGUUUCCGGAUCCCUUUUUUUCUGCCCUCGCGGGCGCCGUCGCUUCCCUCUUCUUUUCUCCGAUUCCGCGGCUCUUUUCAGUUUCCUCUGCCCUCUCAUCGUCGAGCUCCUCUCGCUCCUGUCGCUCCUCGUCACUUCUCCCCUCGUCCUGUCGCUCUCCCGGUCUUGUCUUUUUUCGACCGCCUCCCCGGCCGGCGAGGCAGGCGGCAGGGCAGAAGUCUGUGAGGAGAGGAAACGUCAGGAAACCUGCGAAGGCCUCCGGAACAACACAGGCGAGAAGGAAACGAACACAGUGAGAGAGAGAGUGAGGAGAGCGAAACUCCACAACGCGAGAUGCGCGGAGAAGAGAGGAGAGAGAGAGCGUAGUGCUGCGGCGAGAGACAUGGACGCGAGGAAAGAAGAAGAUACGACAACCUCCGGCACACGCUUCGACGGAAGGGGAGACUCUGCUCUCAGAAUCGACAAGAGAAAACGCGACAAGGAAAAUGAGGGGAUAGAUGAGACUUCUUGUUGCGGGGAGGGGUGCGGCAGAGGUGACCCAAGGCCGUUCUGCGGCCUCUCCGGCUGAGAUUUUUCUCUGGAAUUCGCAGUCGUCUCCUCUUAGUUUUUCGCCUUUCCUUGUUUUUGGCUGUCGCUCAUCUCCUUCAUCAGAUCUUCAUCAAACUGUCUCUUCACGAGGGUCGGAGUCUUUCGUUCUUCCUCCUCCGUUACCCCUUCUUUCUGAUUACUUAUAAAUAUACGUAUAAAUAUACAUAUAUAUAUAUAUAUAUAUUUAUAUUUAUGGGGAGCUUUUUCCUCAAAAACAUGGGGAACCUGUAGCAGUUUGAUCCCUCGCGUGUCUCGCACUGUUCUUCUUCUGUUUUCUUCUUCUCGGUGUUUCUGUUCGUCUCCGCUUUCCCCGUGCUGUUUCAUCGGGCUCUCUCUCCCUGUUCGGUUCUUCUCUUCUGUUUCGCUGUUUGUCGUUCCUUCUCUCCUUGCUCGGUUCUCCAGCCUCCCUCGCCGCUCCUUCUCCUCUUCUCGCUUUCGUUUCUUCGAAUUCUCCGCGAUGCAUGCGUCUAGCGGCCUGGGAGGGCCUUCGACUUCUGCGGCCUCGCGCCGAGUGUCUGGAGCGUCUCGCGCGCGGGAGGACCGCCCUUUUGCGGCUUCUUCGAGCGAGGCCCCUGGCGAAAGGAGAGGAAAAAACGAGCGAAAUCUCUCUCGCCAGCAGCCGAGAGGCUGCACCCAGAGAGCUUCUUCGCUCGCGGCCUUUGCCGCGAUGGCGUCUGCGAAUCCCGCCGACAGACGCCCAGGCACUGCAGCUGUCCGGCUCUGCACUCUCAGCCCGAUGACGGAGCUCAGACUGGUUCUUGAGGAUCCUCAGGAAGGCGACUUGCUUGGAAAUCAGCCGAACAGAAAUCCAGAUGCCCAGACGACUGUUAUCAAAGUGCUUCGGACGGACGGCCCUGGGGGGUCUCGCGGGAGGAGUCCACGCAGCCGAGAAGAAGAAGAGGCUCCUCGAGGGUCGCUGCGAGGGACAGCAGAAAUCUUCGGCGCCGAACUUCUUCCAGAAGUCGACUAUCCGCUCUUGCCUGGCAGCUGUCUCGCUGUCUUCUCCUGGGGUGGAUGUACACUCCAGCUGCGGGGCCGCGUUCAACAGGAGUACACGGCGCCGAACGGAUCGAUGAAGGACUACCUUGCGCUGUCGUCCAUCCUCGACGCCCGCAGACAGAUCGCUGCCCUCCGGCGCGCAGUUGGGCCUCGCGUCCUCGUCGUCGGGAGCAGCUGCAGCGGAAAAAGUUCGAUUUGCUCGGUUCUGGCGAACUACGCGAUCCGCUCGGGAUGGUCUCCGAUGUACGUCGAACUCGAUCCGAGAGGCAGCGCGGACAAGCCGCAGGUGCAGUUGCCGCCCGGGUGUCUGGGGGCGACGGUUUUGGACUCGCUGAAUUUUCUGGAGGAGCCUGAGUUUCCUCUCGUCUACUUCUACGGGAGAACAGAGCCGCCGGCUGCACAAGCUGCAUGCGUCGCCGGAUCCGCGGCGCCUCGCGUUACGCAUGCGCCGGGCGCUGCGUUUCCGGACUUUGACGGAUUUCUCGAGCCGGCGGACGCCGCGGCUUCCUCGGCGCCGGCGACGCAUGCAGCAGAUCUUUUCGAGUGGUACUGCGAGUGUUUGAGCGCGAACGUCUACGCGGCCUUCGCCCAGAACCUCCAAGAGAAGCAUUGCGUUGUCAAGGCCGAAGAAGAGAAGGAAGGCGAUGUGCGUCGUCUCCUCGCUGCCUCGGGGAUGCUGAUCAACGCGCCGCCUCUAGCGAACCUCGCGCUGGUGUCGCGUCUUUUGGAAAUCUUCAACGUCGACCUCGUGCUGGUCGUCGACAAUCCGAGUCUGCUUCGCGCUCUCCAGGACGUCUGUUCGUUCGAGGAGCCUGCGAAUGAAAACAUCGCCUUGAGUCGCCUUCUCUCGCGAAGACCCAGAGCGCAAACGCAUGCAGAGGGCCAGGCGCCGGCCGGAACGGACGCGCAGGUGGAGGCGAAGACGGCGGAGGGAGGCGAAGGAAAACCUGACGAGGAAGACGACGAAGAGGACUUUUCUUUCGCGCCAAAUCCACGAGUCGAAGUCAUCGGCCUGAAAAAAAUGGAAGGCGCUGUCACGGUCGACAACGCGCGUCUCCGGCAACUGCGUCGUUCGCGCGUCCUCAGCUACUUUCUUGGGCUCGAAGGAGGCACCCGUCUCAGACCUCAAACUCUUCGUCUGCGUCUCUCAGAGUACAGCCUCGUUCAACUCGAAGUCGUGAAGCUGGCGCCGCUCUCGGCGCUCCCCGCAGAUUACGUGAGGUCCCAGAAACAGUCUCCAAUCGCUGUUUCGCCGUGGACAGGAAAUCCACUUUCGCUGGCGAACGCGCUCCUCGGUGUGCCUGCAACUCGCGACCCGGCGCUCGUGAAAUUUUCCAAUGUCGCUUGUCUUCUGCAUGUCUUCAAAGUCGAGGAAAUGCCGUCGGCGCUCGGCGAGAACGAAGGCGCGCCGACCUACGUGAUGGACGUUCACUCGCCGGCUCUUCCUGGAGGCCAGCUACCGUCUAACUUCCUCAUCGUUCCGGGUGACUUAAAGGGAAUGAAGUUCUUUUUGGACUUGAACUGAGAGCGGCGCCCGGUCUCGGACCGCUUGCUGGAAAACUCUAAAAGUUGGAGAAGCACCGUUCAAGAAAAAGCUACUCGGAAAGCUCUGUCAUGCCUCACAUCCGCAGCGACGCCCGGAGACGCGAGCUUCAGCAGGCGCGGAAGAGUCAAGGAAAGACAGACACACACACAUACAAGGCUUCAGAGAACCACAAAUGGCAUGCAUAUGCAUCACAUUUAUUUGUACAUACAUACGUAAAAGUGUAUACAUUUCUGUAUACAUUUAUCUAUAUGAAUAUACAAUUGUAUGUAUAUAUAUAUAUAUACGUGUAUGCACCCUUUAUCAAAAAGUAUCGUGUAUCCAUAUAUACGCGUAUACUGUGUGCAUAUACUUGUUUAUUUAUAUGGACUUGACGUAUGUAUUAACAUCUUUUCGAGUGUGUAGUGCAGUGCAUGUGAUGAUGCGUUAAUGUGUCGACGCUUUUGUACAGGUACACUGAGACCUUGAGGGGAAUUGUCUGUGCGCGCAUCUACUUUGCAUUUUGUGAAAACCUUUUAAAACUCGAAACUCCGUGCGUCCACAUGAACCCAGCC
This is a messenger RNA of Toxoplasma gondii ME49, 3912 nucleotides long. RefSeq names its product polynucleotide 5'-hydroxyl-kinase. The transcript has 8 exons. The record is from RefSeq and is a predicted model, not a curated record. The coding region runs from base 1274 to 3340 and encodes 688 amino acids. Gene Ontology annotation, biological process: tRNA splicing, via endonucleolytic cleavage and ligation. Lineage: Eukaryota; Apicomplexa; Conoidasida; Eucoccidiorida; Sarcocystidae. Gene Ontology annotation, molecular function: polynucleotide 5'-hydroxyl-kinase activity. Gene Ontology annotation, cellular component: nucleus.